AUGUGGAUAUUUUACGCAUUUCUGGUCCACGUACUUCUCCUGGGCUCGAUACUUGUGAUCAACUUUCGUUCGACCGUCAUCAAGGGCCUACAGCCACAGACACCUCUACUUGCAUACGAUUUGAAUCCUCCGGCGACUCGCUUGGUUCUGUUUGCUACUGAUGGACUCCGUGCCGCUUCGUUUUUCGAAGACAAUUGCCGGCAUGUGCCGCAUCUGCGGGAGAUAUUUAUGCGCGAAGGGUUGGUUGGAAUAUCUCGCACGCGUGCUCCCACGGAAUCUCGACCAGGUCACAUAGCAUUGCUAGCGGGCUUCUACGAGGAUCCAUCGGCAGUUUUCAAAGGCUGGAAAGGGAAUCCCAUUGACUUUGACUCGGUGCUCAAUCGCAGUGGCUACAGUUUUUCCUGGGGAUGUCCGAACAUAAUGGACGUAUUUAAGAAGGUAACCAAGCGCGGAGGCGGCGUGCACUUCCAUCCCUUCAAUGACGAUGUGUAUGAAACGGCAAGAUGGGCCACCUACAGACUGGACGAAUGGGUGUUUAGCCAAGUAAGCGCACUCCUUGAUCGCAUUAAAAACAAGUGGAACACCUUCAGCACGGUAGUAUUCUUCUUACAUUUGAUGAGCUCCGACAGGGCCGGACAUGUCCACAAACCAGGAACGAUCCUUUUCCAAAAAAGUCUUAACAUUACGGAGCGUGGCAUUUGGGAGAUGUACCGGAAAUUCGAGGAAACCUUCCCGGAUAAGAAUACAGUUUACUUGUUGACCUCCGACCACGGCAUGACAGACACAGGCAUCCAUGGUUCUGGCACAGCACAUGAAAUCGAAACACCCUUCAUGCUCUGGGGCGCAGGAGUUUCCCGUAUCGCUUCCACUGGGGGAGCCCGCAAAUUUGUGGCCAACGAUGACGGCCUCCAGUUACCGCUCCACGAGCUGGAACAGGCACAACUGACACCACUGAUGUCCGCACUGUUAGGCCUGCCUCCUCCGAUGAACAAUUUUGGGACACUGCCGACCGGCUACAUGGCUGUGAGUGAGGAGUACGAGGCCAUGGCUGCUCACAGCAAUGCUCUCCAGUUGCUAGCUCAAUACGAAAAGCUGCUGGAGCAGCACAGGGAAGGGUUCUUCGCUGACUUUCUGAACAAUUUCGAUCAGCUGUCGCCGGCAGAAAUCAAAUCAUAUAAGAAGCUGAUAUUGAAUCUUCACACCAGAAAGGCCUAUUCGGAAUCUUUGGCCAGGAGCAAUGUCGUUAUGGAGCUUACUCUGAAGGGAAUUGACUACUACCACGGGUACUAUCGCAAUUGCUUACUGCUAAGCACUACGGCCACCUUCCUUGGUUGGAUAUUCUACCUGUAUCGAUUGCUGUCCAGGAACACGGCAGGGAAACUCCAGAUAAUGCUUGAAAAGCAAGAAAAAGUGUGCAGAAUAACAUUGGAUGUUUCCAUGUUCUUGUUGCUAUUCUUCCUCGUGGCGCAGCGAGCGCCGAUCGCAAUUGCAUUCUAUUUGUUGCUUCCGAUGCCUGUAUGGAUGAUGGCAUUGAAGCCCAAAGCGUGUGGAUCCACGUCAGCAUCGGUGCCCAGCAGUCAGCCUGGAGUAACUGCCCGGAUGACUUCAGCGUCGCAACUGUUGUUGAUUAUUGUAUGCGCUGAGCUGAUGGUGUUUACCUUCUUUGAGCGACGUCUGAUCUCGCUGUGUUUCGUAGCCUUUGGAUUCUAUAACAAUUGGAGAAACUUCGUGCCUAACUCCCGCGAGUUCUACACCUGGCUGGCGCUGGUCAUUAUCCUUGCCUGUUUCCCCCUUCUGCCGCUGUCAGAGGGUUACCAAAAUUGGUAUCUUUUUCUGUCUGGCAUUGUGCUAGUAUUUCUAAGAGCAUUUUGGUCCAAGAAGCGGCGCUUCAGUUACAGUUAUCACACCAAGUACUGUAAUGCCCUGAUCCUGUUGAACACCAUCAUCUGUGCGUAUUUUGACUCAGAGGAAUACGACAUACCCAUCUUGCUAUACCUAGCCAGCUGGUCUUUCUUGAUCUAUGCCUUUGUCUCAAUUCUAAUGAACAAGGAGUCGAAUUUUGAGCAGCGUCUGGACCAAAUCUGCUUUAAUCUGGGAUCGCUCCAUGCUCUGCUUUCCACCUCAUACGAAUCGGUCUUCGUGCAGCUGCUCACCAUGGAACUGAGCCUAUCGCUCGCCGCUACGAACUCGGCCAAAUCAGUUCCACGUGUGGCCUUCAGCAUUCUCCUGUAUACACUAUUCUCAUUCUUUGGCAUGGAAUCUUUUGAAUCGGUCGACAAUCUGUUUGAUUCCAACAGUGGGCGCUGCUUCCUCUGGCAGUAUGCGCCGUAUAUCACCAUGGGUCUUGUUCUGUUGAAGCACUCCCUGCCGGUGCUGCUAAACAUGUCCAUUUUUUAUACGCACUGCGAGUAUGCCCGUCAGAGGGAGAAGAGAAUCUUCAUCUGCAUAUUGUUCAUUUGCAACAUAAUGGGACUGAACUUCCUGUUCCUGGUGCGCAAUCGGGGAUCCUGGAAAGAUAUGGGGGCUUCAAUAAUUAAUUUCUACAUCAUGGGGUUAAUUACGCUGAUUAUUGUUCUGCUGUCCUGGGUCGCACAGCUGCUGCUGGGCCUGAUUGCAAUCGUUUACCGGCAAGUCUGA
Molecule: messenger RNA, 2637 nt
Organism: Drosophila persimilis
Lineage: Eukaryota; Metazoa; Arthropoda; Insecta; Diptera; Drosophilidae
Product: GPI ethanolamine phosphate transferase 1-like
Exons: 2
Coding region: 1-2637 (878 amino acids)
Biological process (GO): GPI anchor biosynthetic process
Cellular component (GO): endoplasmic reticulum membrane
Molecular function (GO): mannose-ethanolamine phosphotransferase activity
Source: RefSeq, a predicted model, not a curated record